This is a messenger RNA of Balaenoptera musculus (blue whale), 2205 nucleotides long. It is a transcript of the gene ALDH3B1, whose product is annotated as aldehyde dehydrogenase 3 family member B1. The transcript has 11 exons. Gene Ontology annotation, cellular component: cytoplasm. Gene Ontology annotation, molecular function: aldehyde dehydrogenase (NAD+) activity. NCBI's taxonomy places the organism in Eukaryota, Metazoa, Chordata, Mammalia, Artiodactyla, Balaenopteridae. Bases 294 to 1700 code for a protein of 468 amino acids. Gene Ontology annotation, biological process: aldehyde metabolic process. The record is from RefSeq and is a predicted model, not a curated record.
GGCAGCGGCUGGGGGCUCCAUCCCACGCAGAGGACGGGGCCCCUGCAGCCCCUUACCCCAGUCCCAAACGGCUGAAGCCUCCAGGGGCUACCAGAGCAGGUGUGGGCCGGGAGACCUCUCCUGCCCUCCCAGGUUGCAGGGGUGGCAGGUGCUGUGAGCAGGGUACUGGAUGAGGUGGUGCUGUUGGACACAGACGCACAGAGGGCAGGGACGAAGCCUGCAGCGGGCCUGGGCCCUGGGAUUGUAUUUCUGGACUCCAGCUGUCUUUGGAUCUGACCUCUUCAUUUUGCAGGAUGGACCCCUUCGCGGACACGCUGCAGCGGUUGCGGGAGGCCUUCAGCUCGGGGCGCACGCGGCCGGCCGAGUUCCGGGCUGCCCAGCUGAAGGGCCUGAGCCGCUUCCUGCAAGAGAACAAGCAGCUUCUGCAGGAGGCGCUGGCGCAGGACCUGCACAAGUCUGCCUUCGAGUCAGAGGUGUCUGAAAUCAGCAUCAGCCAGAACGAGAUUAACUCGGCCCUUAGGAACCUGCGGGCCUGGAUGAAGGAUGAGAAAGUGCCCAAGAACCUGGCCACGCAGCUGGACUCGGCCUUCAUCCGGAAGGAGCCCUUCGGCCUGGUGCUCAUCAUCGCCCCCUGGAACUACCCUCUGAACCUGAGCCUAGAGCCCCUGGUGGGCGCCCUCGCAGCAGGGAACUGCGUGCUGCUGAAGCCCUCGGAGAUCAGCAAGAGCACUGAGAAGGUCCUGGCCGAGGUGCUGCCCCGAUACCUGGACCAGAGCUGCUUCGCCGUAGUGCUGGGCGGGCCCCAGGAGACCGGGCAGCUACUGGAGCACAAGUUCGACUACAUCUUCUUCACAGGGAGCCCCCGAGUCGGGAAGAUCGUCAUGGCUGCUGCCGCCAAGCACCUGACGCCCGUCACGCUGGAGCUGGGGGGCAAGAACCCCUGCUACGUGGACGACAACUGCGACCCCCAGACCGUGGCCAACCGCGUGGCCUUCUUCCGCUAUUUCAACUCCGGCCAGACCUGCGUGGCCCCCGACUAUAUCCUGUGCAGCCCCGAAAUGCAGGCUCGACUGCUGCCCGCCCUGCAGAGUGCCAUCACCCGUUUCUAUGGCGAAGACCCCCAGAGCUCCCCAGACCUGGGCCGCAUCAUCAGUGAGAAGAAUUUCCAGCGGCUCCGGGGCCUGCUGAGCUGUGGCCGAGUGGCCAUCGGGGGCCAGAGUGAUGAAAGCGAUCGCUACAUCGCUCCCACGGUGCUAGUGGACGUGCAGGAGACAGAGCCGGUGAUGCGGGAGGAGAUCUUCGGGCCCAUCCUGCCCAUCAUGAACGUGGGGAGCCUGGACGAGGCCAUCGACUUCAUCAACCGUCGGGAGAAGCCCCUGGCCCUGUACACCUUCUCCAACAGCAACCAGGUGGUCAAGCGGGUACUGGCCCAGACCAGCAGUGGGGGCUUCUGUGGGAACGACGGCUUCAUGCACAUGACUGUCGCCAGCCUGCCUUUCGGAGGAGUGGGCGCCAGUGGGAUGGGCAGCUACCACGGCAAGUUCUCCUUCGACACCUUCUCCCACCACCGCGCCUGCCUGCUGCGCCGCCCUGGGCUGGAGAAGGUCUACGCUCUCCGCUACCCGCCCCACACUCCCCGCAACCUGAGUGUGCUGCUCAUGGCGAUGGAGACCCGCAGCUGCAGCUGCGCCCUGCUCUGAGCCAACCCACGCACAGGGGCUCCGAGCAUCCCUCCCAGCUCAUGUCUACGCGUCCUCCGCUGCCGUGGCCACCUGAGGCUGGUGGAGACACGACCUGGGGUCCACGACACAGGAGGAAAACACCUGCCGGGGCCACGGCCCAGACCAGUGCUUGCCCUCCUCCCUCCUGGGGCUUCUCUUUUCAGGCCCUAAGCUGCCCCCCAGCCAGGAUGGGCCAAGGUUUGGGAGCAUGGGAAACAGUGCAGUAACCUGCCCUCCCGCUCCCACGCUGGCCACCUGUGUUCCGGGAGACGAGGGCAGAUGUGGGCACCUCUCAGGACCCCCCUUUCUGUGGAGGGUGCAGAAGGGGUCCUGGCAUCUAGUCCUUGACACACUGCGGGCCUGCUGUGACCUGGGUCGUCCCUGCCCUCUCUGAGCCUGGUUCCCUAUCUGUUGCACAGAGGAGGUGAUUAACACCUCCUGAGAUCACCGUGAGGAUUAAAUUUUGGAGCUUAAUUGCCGACUC